This is a messenger RNA of Histoplasma mississippiense, 756 nucleotides long. Its product is annotated as proteasome component Y13. The coding region runs from base 1 to 756 and encodes 251 amino acids. Gene Ontology annotation, biological process: ubiquitin-dependent protein catabolic process. The record is from RefSeq and is a predicted model, not a curated record. Gene Ontology annotation, cellular component: proteasome core complex, alpha-subunit complex; nucleus; cytosol. NCBI's taxonomy places the organism in Eukaryota, Fungi, Ascomycota, Eurotiomycetes, Onygenales, Ajellomycetaceae. The transcript is spliced from 4 exons.
AUGUCCAGAAGAUAUGAUUCCAGAACCACGAUCUUUUCGCCGGAAGGCCGUCUGUACCAGGUUGAAUAUGCCCUCGAAGCAAUUUCACAUGCCGGAACUGCCCUUGGAAUACUAGCGCAGGAUGGAAUCGUGCUGGCCGCAGAGAGGAAGGUCACGAGCAAACUACUGGAACAGGACACAUCUGCGGAGAAGCUCUAUAUACUGAAUGAUAAUAUGAUAUGUGCGGUGGCUGGAAUGACAGCAGAUGCCAACAUCCUCAUCAACUAUGCGCGCCAAGCCGCCCAACGCUACCUCCUGACAUACAACGAAGAGAUCCCAUGUGAGCAGCUCGUUCGUCGUCUCUGCGAUCUGAAACAGGGCUAUACACAGCACGGUGGUCUGCGACCCUUUGGCGUUUCUUUCAUAUACGCCGGGUAUGAUCCCCUCCGGCAGUUCCAGCUGUACCAGAGUAACCCCAGUGGGAACUACGGUGGAUGGAAGGCGACUAGUGUCGGUGCAAACAACGCCAGCGCUCAGAGUCUAUUAAAGCAGGACUAUAAAGAAGAUUGCGAUUUGAAGGAAGUUUGUGGGAUGGCGGUGAAGGUGCUGAGCAAGACGAUGGACUCGACGAAGCUGAGCAGUGAGAAAAUCGAAUUUGCGACUGUGGGAAAAACCAAGGAUGGUCAAAUAUAUCACCAUUUGUGGGGUGCUGAUGAGAUCGAUGCUUUGUUACGGGAGCAUGGCCUGGCAAAGGAAGCUGAUCAAGAAACCGGGUAG